AUCGUCGUGCGCAUAUCCGCAACAUCAGAAGUCUGGUCAUGUGAUUUAAAGGUCCGCGCGCUUUUGUGUGUUUACAUUUUGCUCCUAGAUAGGGAAGUUACUUCCGGGUUGUCAACAACAUAACAUCGAUCGUACGUGUAAUCAGUUGCGAGUCGACGCGAUGUACAUUUCAACGAUCACCAAAAUACUCUCAACAAAUGAUCUCAACGUGACCGUAGAUGAUAAUCUAUCAUGAGACUGUUCUACCAUUUAAUGAGCUAAUUCGAGACACAAAGCCAAUAGGAGAAAGAGGAUUAUCUUCCAACUGAAACUUGAAAGUACGUCGCGUCAUUCGUAAAUGGACUUUGUGUUGUGAUGUGGUGCCGCGUCGCAGGGUCAUUUCACAUAAAUUGUUAAGGCCACGUAAGCCUUUAUUUGGAGAGGGUGUCGAGCUCGCGCGCAGCUCAGCUAGAUGCAUUGAAUCUGGGAGUUGGGAUUGGAAUCGAGAAGAAGGGGCGUCGUCGGGGAGAACUGAAACAAGAGAUUUUAAUCAUUACCGGUAAUUGAUCUGACAACUACAUGUAUAUUUCCUGAAACCUGAUAAUGAUACAAGUGCAAACUAUGCACAUAUUGCCAUGGGGAAUGUGAGAGAUGCAAUUUGAUUGAAUAAUCUUGAUCAAAUCAAGGAGUUUGAAGACUAAAAGAGAUUCUGCCCUGAAAAUCACUUUCAUCUAGUUCAAAUAUGAAGAUGUUCAUGAAGAAGAUAGUGUUUUUGUUGGUGUAUGCCACGCUUCUAUUCCUGCUGGCUCGGAUGUUGGAGUAUAUUCCUUGGUAUCAGACGGGUUUGCUGAUGAUGAAGUUGAUCGAUCCAGUCUCGCUGAGCGUCAAGAAGUUAAAGAGUCUUCUAGAUGGGCGAGGGCUGAGCUACGAAGGGGUGAUCGAUAAAGCAGAACUGACGCAACUUGUGGAGGAAUCUGGGCAUGUGAUGGAAGGCGAGGUCCUGAUGAUGGAACAGGAUGCUUCGGAGAGGGAGGAGGAGGAGGAACCCACCACAACGACCUUCAGCAGCCACGCCCAGUUUUCAGAGGAGGUGGAGGACAAGAAAGAUAGUAUUUGGCUUGUGCAGGUUAUUCCAAGGAACUUUGGACCACUACUUGGAAAGAGAGCCUGGUCAACUGUGGUGAAAAAGUUAUCUAGAUUUGGCAUACGACAUGGAACUUUCGACUGCUCUAUCGAACCAAGCAUCUGUCCUCGGAAGAAUUGGAACCUGCCUCUCUUACUCCUGGCCAUGCCCCAAGGUCACAGGCACAAAGGUCAAGUUACCAUGGCAAAAUUUACAUCGGAAGGCAAAGCCCAGCAGAUCAUCAACUGGGUCUACUUGGAGCUAGCCAAGAAAGUCAAUACUGAAAGGGGAUUUGGACAAGAGUACGACUGGGAUAAACUGGAGUCUAAUCGUGACGUUGCAGUGAAAGUUGUUCUUUUCUCCAGGAACCAGGAACCACCGGUAUUCUUUUCUGCCCUCAAUUUGAAGUAUUCGGGCCGUGUAAAGUUUGUUUUUGUCAGUGACUCCAAGACAUUUUAUGUCCUCGACAACCGUGCUCAGAAAUACUGGCUCCCAUCCUAUAUCAUUGUCACACCAGAAGGAAAGAAAGUUUAUGGCGAAAACAAUGGCGAGUAUUGCACGUAUAGCGCCCUCGAUUUAUACCUUCAAAUUCUCUCACCAGAGGCAAAUGAUAUCUUUGUUCUAACCUUUAUCAAUGUGAAUGCUAUUUGUUUCAUGGGUUUAUUUCUCAUCCAAGGAGGCAUAGCCAAAAGGAUAUGCGGGUUUCUGUGGACAAUUGGCAAAUACAACAUCACUCUCAUAUUGCUGUGGUUACCGUUGCUAGGGAUCAUCCAACUGCCUUUCUUGGCAUCGGUCCAAGAUUAUUCAUAUAAAAUGCUGAGACUGUCCUCCCAAACAUGGCUGAUAGGAAAACUUCGGCAAGACUGGAUGAUGUAUUCCGGACAUUCUUAUAUCAUCAUCGGAUCCUUUCUUCUCUACUGCGUCGCCGUGAACUGGGUCGCCAAAAAGAUACAGGCUCCAACAAAUGAAGACAGCAUGACGAGUGCUAUGUGGUUGCGUGCUUCGCUGGUGGACUUCCGUAGUCUUCUCCUCCGGCCCUCACCUUCUUUCCGAAACGGUCUCCCCCGCAAUGGACACACGGAAGAAGGGCUGGACCUGUUGAUUGAUCAGAUGGGCGUACCAGACCUAUGGUUGCAUCCAUUAAUACGGGACGACUACAUCAAGGAUCUACUGACUUGGCGAUACAGCUGCCAGUGGCUUCAGAAUCCCUCAUCCAGUAACGACUCCUCCGAUUCCGAAAAGGGUUUUAUGAUGUGUAGGCAUCAUACAAAGAAAUGUAGGGAGGUUCACCAGCGUUUAUUUAACUGUAGUCAAGAAUGCAGAAGUGAUUAUGACCUUUGCCCUGAGUCAGAAAGAAUGAAAAGAAAAAAUUUCUGCAAAAAUAGAGGUGAUAGUGAAGAUAAUUUCUUUGUUGUUGAGCCCCAAGAAAAACCAUGUUGCACACAGCCAGAAUCUAUAACCCGAUCUGAUUCUGAACACGAAAAAUGUAUUUUCCAGGGAUCAACACCUAAAUUUCAAAAGGAAGAUGGUGUAAAUAGGUCAGAAGCAGAGUUAGAGGGGGCAGGUUCUGAUCUUGUAGAAAGAGCAAUGAAGAAAGCUGAAUCAAAAUUUUCCCAUGAGGUAUGUACUUGUCAGGAAAAGCUAGAAUGUCCACAGGCUGAAAAAGAAACAGAAACAGAAAUAGAAACCCCUGAUGCUAGUGCAAAAUCACUAGAAAGCAAAGAUAGGGAGAACGUCAACUGCAUUGUAGCUUCGAGAAGGCACUCCCCAAAAAAUUGCACGAAAGACGCGAAACCCAAAACUAGUUCCAGGAUAAAAUCCAGGUCUCCGCACACCGAUUCCUGGCCGGAGGGUAUACUGUACGAUGCACAGUGUGCCAUCUGCAUAGAAGCCUAUACAAAUGGUGCUGAGUUGUGUGGACUGCCAUGUGGCCAUGCGUACCAUCAGCAGUGCAUUGUUGCCUGGCUGAACAACGGCAACCAUGUUUGCCCCAUAUGCAGGUGGCCAGCUUACAAGAAGAAAGGCUCCAAAUUGUCCAAGCAUAUGGAAUAAAAAAUUGUUCAUGCGAGCAUCCAGUAGCUUCUCCUUAAUAUUGUUCAUUCUGUUGCUAGCCAUUAUGGUGUCAACUCGUAUAAUAUCCUAGUGUUAAUGCCAGUCUGGAUUGCAGCAGACAUUACAGUGCGUCCCAGAAAAAAAUGAACCGAGAAUCAUCUAUGUUUUAUCAUUUAUCUUAAUGGCAAUUAUAAUUAAUAAAUGACACAUAUCUGUAAAGCUUGGAUUCUCCUCUUUCAUUUGAUGCAUAUUU
This is a messenger RNA of Strongylocentrotus purpuratus (purple sea urchin), 3407 nucleotides long. RefSeq names its product E3 ubiquitin-protein ligase RNF103-like (gene rnf103). The transcript has 4 exons. Gene Ontology annotation, biological process: protein ubiquitination. Gene Ontology annotation, cellular component: endoplasmic reticulum. The record is from RefSeq and is a predicted model, not a curated record. Bases 722 to 3154 code for a protein of 810 amino acids. Lineage: Eukaryota; Metazoa; Echinodermata; Echinoidea; Camarodonta; Strongylocentrotidae. Gene Ontology annotation, molecular function: ubiquitin-protein transferase activity.